Eupeodes corollae is the source of this 925-nucleotide messenger RNA. It is a transcript of the gene mex1, whose product is annotated as protein midgut expression 1. NCBI's taxonomy places the organism in Eukaryota, Metazoa, Arthropoda, Insecta, Diptera, Syrphidae. The record is from RefSeq and is a predicted model, not a curated record. The transcript has 2 exons. The coding region runs from base 217 to 471 and encodes 84 amino acids.
AACAAUUUUAAUAAAAGCUAUGGAACCUUCUAAUUAACUCCUAAAGCGUCUUGUUGUGGUUCAAAGUGACGUCGUCGUUGUCGGUCGUAUUGGGCAUAAGAGGUGUAAAUUUACCAUUUAGUAUUUCAUUAACAUUCGAACGAAACAGUUGGGUGUUUUUCAUUAGGAUUUUUAUUUUUAUUUAAUUUUUUAAAAAACAAACAAAACAACAACAAAAUGUGUGAUGCUCUAUGUGAAUGUCUAAAGUGCCCAGCUAAAGUGGUCUGUUGUUGUUGCAAAUGUGCUUGCAGCAUGCUAAUGGGAGUAUUUUCAAUCAUAAUCCUUCUAAUCGUUAUUGGUGUCAUAGUUUACUUUGUUGUUUUCCACAAUAAAGGCAAAGGAUCACCAGAGGUUACAACAGAAUCAGUUAAAGCCCUAAUGUCUGGAGUAACACCUUCAACGUUUAAGGGUUUCUUUCAUCAGGCACAAUAAAUUCUUCACUAACAUUUAGACAAUGGAUGGAUAUAGUUUUUAGAAGAUUUAAAUUAUACUUAAGUAUAAGUACUUAAAAUAUUAAGAUAAAAAUAUGACAACAAUUGGCCCUAAGAUUUUGUUUUAGAUUUUGUGAUUUUUAAGGUUUUUCCAAAUUCACUUUUAAGUUUCCUUUGGUUUUUAAACUUUAAGGAAGAAAAAUUGUAAUUUAUUUAUUUAAACAAAUAAAUAGUACUUCAAUUUUAAUGUUAAAAAAAUAAUUUAAUUCCUACUUUUUUGAUUUGGGAGUUAUAUUCUAGGAACUUUAAAAAUUUUAAAUUUGCAGUUGUUUCUUAGGAUACAGUGAUGCUCCAAAUUUCAAUUCAAAACGUGAACUGACGUUUUUUUAACAACGGACUUAAACAACUUUUAAAUCAACUCUUAUAAUAUUUUUUAACACCAUGUUUUUUAAUAA